This is a messenger RNA of Loxodonta africana (African savanna elephant), 4700 nucleotides long. RefSeq names its product suppressor of cytokine signaling 3 (gene SOCS3). Gene Ontology annotation, cellular component: phosphatidylinositol 3-kinase complex. The transcript has 2 exons. Gene Ontology annotation, molecular function: 1-phosphatidylinositol-3-kinase regulator activity. NCBI's taxonomy places the organism in Eukaryota, Metazoa, Chordata, Mammalia, Proboscidea, Elephantidae. The coding region runs from base 240 to 926 and encodes 228 amino acids. The record is from RefSeq and is a predicted model, not a curated record. Gene Ontology annotation, biological process: intracellular signal transduction; phosphatidylinositol phosphate biosynthetic process.
AAGGGACGUGCGCGCCCGGCCCGUUUGUGGACUUCCAGGUCGCCAACAUCUGGGCGCCGCGCGGGCACCGCUGGCCGCCGCUUGCGUGGGAGCCGUAGGAGGCGCAGCCGAAGUCGGAGACUUCAGUUUGGGACCAGCCCCCCGGGAUGCGGUAGCGCGGCCGCUGUGCGGAGGCCGCCAAGCAGCUGCAGCCGCCGCCGCCGCCGCCGCCGCGCAGACCCACGCUGGCUCCGUGCGCCAUGGUCACCCACAGCAAGUUUCCCGCCGCCGGGAUGAGCCGCCCCCUGGACACCAGCCUGCGCCUCAAGACCUUCAGCUCCAAGAGCGAGUACCAGCUCGUGGUGAACGCAGUGCGCAAGCUGCAGGAGAGCGGCUUCUACUGGAGCGCCGUGACGGGCGGCGAGGCGAACCUGCUGCUGAGCGCCGAGCCCGCCGGCACCUUCCUCAUCCGCGACAGCUCGGACCAGCGCCACUUCUUCACUCUCAGCGUCAAGACCCAGUCGGGGACCAAGAACCUGCGCAUCCAGUGCGAGGGGGGCAGCUUCUCACUGCAGAGCGACCCUCGGAGCACGCAGCCCGUGCCCCGCUUCGACUGUGUGCUUAAGCUGGUGCAUCACUACAUGCCACCCGCGGGGGCCCCCUCAGCCUCCUCGCCCCCACCUGAGCCCUCCUCGCCCUCCUCCGAGGUGCCCGAGCAGCCACCUGCCCAGCCGCCCACGGGGAGCACCCCUAGGAAAGCCUAUUACAUCUAUUCGGGGGGCGAGAAGAUCCCCCUGGUGUUGAGCCGACCCCUCUCCUCCAAUGUGGCCACCCUCCAGCAUCUCUGUCGGAAGACCGUCAACGGCCACCUGGACUCCUAUGAGAAGGUCACCCAGCUUCCUGGGCCGAUACGGGAGUUCCUGGACCAGUAUGACGCCCCCCUUUAAAGAGCCAAGGGCAGGGGUCGGGGAGGGGGGCCUGGUGUCCCCCUCUUCCGGCACAUGGCACAAGCACAAGAACCCAGCCUGGAGAGGCCCACCGCUCUGGGUGACCCGGGGUGGACAGGCCCCUCCUCCGCCCCGCCCCUGCAGUUGGGGCCGUGGACCUGGAAAGUGUUUGAAGGGAGGGGGAGCGCCACCUGAGCUCCCCUCCCCCACUCCAGCUUCUUUGGUGGAGCCGGCUGGCCUGGUGGGACAAUAGCUGCGACAAGUGGAUUCUCCUCUCCCCUUCCUUUUCUCCACUCCCCCUCUGUUUCCGAACCGGGGAGACUGCGGGAGAGCUGAACUCUUGAGAAGUGCCGGGGAUCAUCAAACUUUCCAGAGGAACUUGUUUGCUCUUUAAUUUGGUUGAAACCGGAGCAGGUUGUGGGGCCUGGGGAAGGAUGGAAGAGAGAGGGGGCCUGGGGGGCCCCAGGGCUGCCAGCUGGCUAAGGAAAUGGGGGCCUUUUGCUGCAGAUGGGUGUGUGCCCCACUCCCACCGCCCAGUUCAGGUGAGGAGGGUGGGUGCGUGCUCUUCUCCCUGCCUCUGGGGAAAAGGGCAGGGGCGGCCGGGAGGAGACUAUAUCCUGGUGCGGGACUCCUUCCUGAGUUCUGACCCCUUGAUCUCUCCCUCGGGGACAAUCGCAGGAAACAGGUCCUGGAGUCCACCUCGGGCAGACAGCCCAGAGACCUUCCCCCGUUUUAAGGGAGAAGUGGCAUUUGGAGGGGCUGGCCAGUUACUUUUCUUUCCCCAGCCAGGCUGAAACUUCCAGCACUGGGAGAGAGGGGCGAGCCACCCUUGACCCCCAAUAGAGAAGGUGGGGUAUUCUGCUUGGCGCCUCCUAACUGUCUGGCUAGGAGAUUCACCUUAAAUGCUCCCUGUCCCAUGGAUAGGGAUGGCACUCAAGAGGCCAUACAAUUCUCCAGAGAGCAUGGGGUGGUCCACUCUCUGCUGCCCCAUGGAAGAUGGGUGGGGGGUGGAAUCCAUACCUUCCACUGGGCGCUAGGAGAAUGCCAGUCACUCUGGUUGUCAGCCCAGCCCUAUGGGCCGGUCUCUCCUGGGGGAGGAGAGCCACCUGGUCCCCUAGCCCCCCAGGCCCUGCACAGCCCUCCCCCCUUGCCUGGGGGAGGCAGACAGGAAGUCAGAGCCUGGGCUCCUGCCGUCCCCUGCACACCCCCUCCCCCCACACGCAGUAGCACUGAUCAAUGAAAACUUACAGGAAUGUGGCAGCCACGGAGUUACCUGGAACUGUUCUUUUUUGGGGGAGGGGGGGACAAAACAAACACAAAAGUUUUCUGCGUUAGUUAUUGGAGGUGGAUGGGGGGCAGCUGUGUGUUGGGGUGUUUUUUUUUUUUUCCUUCUGUUUUUCGUUCGUUUUUUUUCAUUAAUGUUUACAAUCUGCCUCAAUCACUCUGUCUUUUAUAAAGAUUCCACCUCCAGUCCGCCCCCCCCCCAGGCCUUCCAGGCUGUUCAGAGAUGCUUGAAGAACUCAACAAAAUACCAAUUCAAGUCAAACUUUGCACAUAUUUAUAUUUAUAUUCAGAAAAGAAACAUUUCAGUAAUUUAUAAUAAAGAGCACUAUUUUUUAAUGAAAAACAUGACUCGAACUUUCUUCCCCCACUCCCCACCCCUUCUCUGCUUUGCUUUCUCUUUCACCCACGCCCACACUGGAUCCAAGGAGAGGGUGCAGGGAGCCACAGAGGGUGCUAGCUCUUCCCCUUAACCAGCGGCCCCAAGAAACUCGGGGCCCCGGGGCGCUGGAACCGAGCGCAUUUUCACGUCACUGCGCCCGCCAGUGUGUCACUGACAAGCUAAGGCAAUCACCUUGACUGUUAGCACCAGGGGUAAUUCCUGCUAGUCUGAUUCAGAUCUGACCAGAAUAUGCAAAGCAAGUUCGAAGGAAGCGCUUCAAAAGGCUUGCAGGGAGCAAGCUGAGCUGUGGUCAAAGCUUUUAGAGGCUCCAAGCUAUUAGGCGCUCUGGCUUCUCAGGCAGGGAGAUAGGUGUUCCCAGAAAGCCCAGACAACUGGAUCCUGAUGGUGACCUGAGACCUCUGCACAUCAGGGUUCACGGGAGGUGGGGGAAGGGGUGACCCAGCUGCAAGCCCUGCAGGCAGCUGGGAAGCUUUCCGGGGGUCCAGGUGUUCCAGGGCUACCCAGCCUCUGCUCUCCCCACACCUCCACUUUCCCUCUCGUUCCUCGCUGCUCCAACCUGAGUGCUAGACAGAGAGACUCCGCCUCCCAAUCAGCGCCAUCUAUUCAGUUUUCAGGCAGGCAGUCCUGGGCCCUAGGCACUUAGAGGCUACCUGGUUGAACCCUCCCAACCACCCCACAAACAGGUGCUGUCAGACCAUGUUUUCUGACCCAGGAGCUGUGGGCUCCAUGUGAGCAGGGCUGGACUGGUCACUUGUGGUGCCUAGAGCGGGCUCAGUAAAUAUUUGUCCACUGAACGGAGGCAGUGACUGGGGUGCAGGGAGGUUAAGCAACCUGCCCGAGGACACAUCCCUUGGGAAUGUGGGGAAGAAGUAGGAUUGAAACCCAAACCAAAAUACCAAACCCACUGCCAUUGAGUUGACUCCAACUCAUAGAAAGCCAAACCCAAAAAAACCAAACCUACUGCCACUGAGUUGAUUCCAACUCAUAGCAACCCUAUAGAACAGAGUAGAACUUCCACAUAGGGUUUCCAAGAAGCACCCGGUGGAUUCGAAUUGCCAAACUUUUGAUUAGCAGCCAUAGCUCUUAACCACUAUGCCACCAGGGUUUCCCAGAGAAACCCAGGAGUUUUAGUCCCCAAAUCCGUGGACUUCCUGCCUUCCUAAAUGCUAAAUAUGUGCCCAUGGUUGCCCACAAUGAGCCCUCCCUGCAAAGCCAAGAGGGUAGUACCCCCUCACCACCCCCCUGAGGUCCCAGCACUAGAAAAAAAAGUUCUGGUAAAAACGAACAUCUAUGUGGCAUUUCCCUUCCGUAUCUGUUCCUCACCCAGAUCCCAGACCUAGCAGCUGGGGGGAUGAGUGUAAUUCCCCAGGUAGGGGCCCUGUUCCCCGCUCUGGGCCUAAGAUGCCCACAACAAAAGCCAGAGCCCUUUUCCGGACACCCAAUAAGCUGCGCCAGGAAUCCGUGUCCAAAAGGCAACACGGAGAGCAAAUAAACAAAGUCAUUUUUCUUUCCCAUUUCCUGGACUUUUGGAGAAAACGACCCAAAAUUUCGAGAAAGGGCCAGGCAUGAGACAGGUUCUGCACAGAGUCGCACAGAGCAAGUGGAAACCAGCAGCUCGGUACUAGGAAUCCGGACCCAGGUAGAGCCACUUUCCCAGAGCACAAGGGCAGGGGCGGGGGGAGAUUCUGGGUCCUCCCCAAGGAUGAGAUCCUGGGGACACCCUGGGCCUGCUGGCCUGCAGCUCCUCUACCACUUACCUUCCUGGGGAGAACGCUAGGCCACACGGGCUGGAAGGAUGACAGUGAGCCAGAACCAUCAUGGCACCUGGCGCUCAGUGUCACCGUCCUUGGCACCAGACACAGCUGGUUAGCCGGGUAUUCAGCUUUCAUAGGAAAAGAGCUCUCCAGGCCCAGGGGGAAGCUGUUCUCCUUGUCCCCUGGAUGUUGCGCCUUGAUUUGGGGGAGACAGGGAGGCAGGAAGGCGCCUGGCUCUUUUCCUGACACGCAGCUCCCGGCCCACCCUGGCCUCCUUCCCAAGCCUUUCUCUGUCUCUCCAUUUUCAGUUCAGCAGCACCUGAAUCAGCCCCCUGG